Messenger RNA from Zingiber officinale, 1289 nucleotides. RefSeq names its product probable alpha-1,6-mannosyltransferase MNN10. Gene Ontology annotation, molecular function: glycosyltransferase activity. Gene Ontology annotation, biological process: protein N-linked glycosylation. The record is from RefSeq and is a predicted model, not a curated record. Lineage: Eukaryota; Viridiplantae; Streptophyta; Magnoliopsida; Zingiberales; Zingiberaceae. The transcript has 6 exons. The coding region runs from base 119 to 1135 and encodes 338 amino acids. Gene Ontology annotation, cellular component: Golgi membrane.
GCGUCUUGGGCUGAUCUGAUCGUGGAGCUGUCGGUCAUUGCCCUUCGUUGUCUUUAGCAAACUACUUGCGGUGCUCAGUGACAGCUAGUCGGGAGUGAGGAGGAGCGGGAGCUUGUGGAUGGCACCGAAACCGCCGUCGCGGUGGGCUAAGCACCGAUCGCGCACCCGGCCAAUGCGGUUCCUCAUCCUACUCGGCGCCACCGCUGCGUUCAUCCUCGUCCUCCUCUCCCUCCACGCCACCGCCGCCCUCCUCCGCCUAGCCAAUUCCCUCGGCCGCCAGUGCAUGUCGCUUCCUCCGGGAUUCCCCACUGAAGGCGCGGCGAGCCGGUCCCGACGGAUCGCUAUGGUUAGCCUCUCCGACGAGGGCGCAGGCGGACCGCAACGGCGGCGUCAGGCAUUCCAAGGGUUGAGGGCGGCGACGCAGGGAAACAAGCAGGCGUACGCGACGCAGAUGGGGUAUCGGUACAUUGAUGCAGGGGAUCUGGUGGAUCGUAGUCGUCCGCCGAACUGGAGCAAGAUACUGGCAGUACGAGCGCACCUCCCUCACUACGAUUGGGUCUUCUGGAACGACGCUGACACAUUGGUGACGAACCCGAAUAUGUCAUUGGAGAAUGUUCUGCUCGCAGCAAUUGGUCACAGAGACUUCCACUCAUCACCGGAUUUGGUGGUAACAAAGGACUUCAAUGGAGUAAAUUCAGGAGUUUUCUUCAUUCGACAAUCAAAAUGGAGCGAGGACUUCUUAGACUCUUGGUGGAAUCAAACAUCUUUUAUUCAGUUUGGCUCAACCAAGAGUGGUGAUAAUGCAGCACUGAAGUACCUAAUUGACAGCCUUCCUGAGGAGGAAUUGGACAGCCAUGUUGUCACAUCGCAGAUGCAGUGCCUGUUCAACUCCUAUCCUUGGGUUCCUUCUUGGAAAUCUUUUUAUCGCUUUAUUUCGUCGCCUCUGGUUACUUGGAACGGAGUUUACUCUGAUGGGGACUUUUUGGUACACCUUGCUGGCCUGGACGAGAAGAAGAAAUGGGUCGAUGAGAUACUACAACACAUUAGAACUCCUGGGGUACACAAACGAGCCGUGGAUUUCCCAUCAGCGAUAUUUUGGAAUCUGAAAAAUAAGUCUAAAAUGGAGUCCAUUUAGAGACCGUCAGAUAUCAUAUAAAGGUGAGGAUUUUCUUUUUCACGAAGAAAUUUUUCUAUGUCAGAUUAUUUUUUGAUGAGUUUUAGUGAAUAAUGUGGCAAUGUAAUCUCGUUUUAACUUAAGAAAAAGAGCAUUAAAAGUGGCAUUUCUUUUA